GUAAUGAGGGAGUAUUUAUUUUCUUAAAGUUUCAACUUCAUCAUUGCUGGAAAACUUUAUCCCAAAAUUUUGCCCAACCAACAUCCUAAAAGACAAAAAUAAAAAUAGCAUGUAACAUAAUUUUCUCUCAAUUUCUCCAAAAUUGGUUAAGUCAUAAAUGUAAAAUGUCUGGUUUGUUUCUUGGAAUUCUAUGUAUUACUAAAAGGGGUUAUCAGUUUAGAUCUUUUGAAUCACUUAGCCCUUCUACUUCUUCCAAGGUAAAGCAAAGAAUUAUAGGAAGUAAUGGAUAUAAUGAUGAGGAUCUAGGUGAAAAAGCUAGAGAAGCCAAACAGAGAUUGGAUCAUAGGCUAAGAAGGACUAAGAGUAAGGAAGAAAGAUGCAAGGAUGUCGAAAACGGGCAAGUAGAAUCAAAUACUUUGCAGAAGAAAGAGAUGAUUGGACUGAAGCAAAAUGGGAUAAAGACGUUUAGCAGGGUGAGAAAGCAAUGGGAGGGUUCAGAAAAUGAUGAAUGCACCAUUUGCUUGGACCAAUUCAAGAUUGGAGAUAACCUAAUCCAUUUGCAAUGUGACCACAAGUUCCAUUCAUGUUGUUUGGUUCCCUGGUUGGAGAAUUAUCCCUAUUGUCCUUGCUGUAGAAUGGAGAUUGUCACUUGAAUAAGUGGAUCGCGACCGCGCGUAUAGUUUGUACAGAUGAUAUGGAAUUAGCUUAAAUGAAGGUGUUGGGAUUCAUGGAGCCGAUCCUAACUUGUUUGGGAGUGAGACGUAGUUGUUACUACUGUUGUUUGUGGAGUUUGUACAUGAGAAGUUUUGAAUAAGAGGAUUGUAUGAUGUAUCACUAGAUCAACUAGUCCACCCUUUUUGUGUUUUAAAUAAGUCAAUGUUUGCUAGAGAAGUGUGACUCUUGAGAUAUUUAGGACUUUCAUUAAACAUGUUUCUACUAUUUAGAAAUUCUGAGCAUUUGAAUUCCUUGUUU
Messenger RNA from Capsicum annuum, 972 nucleotides. Its product is annotated as probable E3 ubiquitin-protein ligase RHY1A. The transcript is spliced from 3 exons. Lineage: Eukaryota; Viridiplantae; Streptophyta; Magnoliopsida; Solanales; Solanaceae. Bases 165 to 653 code for a protein of 162 amino acids. The record is from RefSeq and is a predicted model, not a curated record.